Rhagoletis zephyria (snowberry fruit fly) is the source of this 602-nucleotide messenger RNA. RefSeq names its product bolA-like protein DDB_G0274169. The record is from RefSeq and is a predicted model, not a curated record. NCBI's taxonomy places the organism in Eukaryota, Metazoa, Arthropoda, Insecta, Diptera, Tephritidae. Gene Ontology annotation, cellular component: mitochondrion.
GGGGCAUUAAUAAAGUAAACAAAAACAGCUGAUUAUUAUUAUUACUGGAAUAAAUCAAAUUGGCUUCAAUCAACGUUAUGAAUCUUUUUCGCAGCGCAACUCUUACAUUGCGCUCCGCCCAAUUGCACAGAAUGUUAGCCGCGCCACAAACUGCGCCCAUAGAGGCAGCAAUACGUGCAGCACUCACAGUCAGUUUACAACCAGUGCAUUUGGAAGUUAUCAACGAGUCAUAUAUGCAUAAUGUACCCAAAGGCUCGGAAACCCAUUUCAAAGUGCUGAUAGUAUCUGAAAAAUUUGAUGACUUAUCAUUGAUAAAGCGUCACCGUUUAAUAAAUUCUAUUGUGAAAGAAAAGUUAGCGGGCGAUUUUGUGCAUGCACUAUCCAUUGAGGCUAAAACCCCAAAGCAGUGGGAUGGCAACUACACUGUAGAACCCAGCCCAAAUUGUCGCGGCGGAUUCGGUAAAUAAUUGCAAAAUGAUGUAAACUUACACUGUUUAAAAUAUCUAUAUUGUUAACGAAAUAUGCAAUGUAUACAAUUUAUGUAAUAGAAGGGAACGUCUGUGAUUAAAAAAUUCCAACGCAAUCCUUCAUCACCGAAAUCA